AUGAUCAAGAGGUUAUGCUCUUACUUCAUAUUCUUAACCAUAGCCAAUGCGGCCACAGUCUACAAGCGACGGCCAAGGUUACAUCGCCGUCAUCUGGACCCAAGUCUUCUCAACGACGACUGGUUUGGCCGUCGACCGGACCCAGCCGACGGCCCCCGAGGCAUCUACAAUCUACCAUGUGUAGUCGGACCAGACGAAGAUGAUCUGAAUGUAGAUUGUGGGUCGUUGCCAGCUGAAAACUCUAAUUGUGUUAGUCGUAUGAUGGCUACGUUAAGGAAGUCGUGUACGUAUCCUGGAGAAAGUGCACCGUGCUUUCGGAUUUUAAACUGCAAGAAAGGAGAUCCGUUGUGUAAUGGGGUUGAUAGCUACUAUGAUUAUGGUGAGUUUUAAGUUUUAAUGUUUUAUUAGAAAUAUAGAAGUUUAGAAGAACAAAAAAAGUAGAAAAAAGUAAUCUUCAUACCUAAUUCUAUUACUUUCAGAUGCAAAAUCAAUAGUUCAUCCAGCUGAAAUGUUUCAUUUGGCAUUUGAACUGUGUAUCAACCACGACAAUCCUUAUCCUCAUGCUAAGGAAUUUUGUUGUGCUACCAAAGAAUGUCGUCAAAAGUGCUAUCCUACCAAGCUUUUUUGA
Molecule: messenger RNA, 628 nt
Organism: Bursaphelenchus okinawaensis
Lineage: Eukaryota; Metazoa; Nematoda; Chromadorea; Rhabditida; Aphelenchoididae
Source: the annotation of a GenBank genome assembly